Anisakis simplex (herring worm) is the source of this 237-nucleotide messenger RNA. The record is from the annotation of a GenBank genome assembly. Lineage: Eukaryota; Metazoa; Nematoda; Chromadorea; Rhabditida; Anisakidae.
AUGGAGUUAGAUUUGGACGGGAACGGUCAAAUUGCCAAUAUAUCUGAGGGGACGUUUUGCCAAAGGUUGGAAAGGUCGAUGGUGGUAGAAGUGAGCAUUGUUGAUUUGGGAGGAUGUUUGGGACCUAAAAAUGGUGGGAGUGAGAUUGGCAUUUCGUCCCAUACCGCUGAUGUGGCGAUUCGUUCCUCGACGAUUGGUUUGGCAAAUCGUCCCCACCCCCGAGGUUUAUUUUAUUAA